AGGUUGGAGCUGCGAUCUAUCACAAUCUCCUGUUCAAGCUAAUUCUUUAUCUUGACUGUCAGAAUCAUGGCUGUACGAAGCGAUUGGUUUCAUUUCUACACAAGAGAUGAAGUCAUGAAAAAAGCUUCGCUGCAGGAGAAGUUAAAACUCAUCCGGAAACAGCUGGACGCCUUCGCAGUGUUAGAACAGGAAGUGACGUCACGAUUUUCGGAAGACACGUUCCUCAACAACGUCACAAGACUCGAAAACAAGUACAGCAAGAGCCAAUUCCAAAGCCUUUACGUAAUCACCAAUCUAGCGCUCUUCCGCCAACUUUUACUGCGCUUACAACUAGACAAGAACCAAAGAGGCGAGGACACAGACGACAAGGAUGUGCUGGAGUACUUUGUGGACGUUUUGCGUCUUAUUGAUGAUAUCAAGAGGUUGAAUAAGUAUUUCUCGGAGAGGGUCUACACGCCACUUGUAGAGAAUCUCUACCCGGCUCAUGGCAUGGAAAAAGCGGCUACCUCACUGACAGGGCACGCACAGGCUGUCACCGUCCUGUCUGAUACAGCAAGGAACCAGAAGGGAGAGGUUGAGAACGGGAAAGGCGCACAGACCACAAAAUACGACGAUCGCACCGCGAAGUUUUUACGGACUGUCACCAGACUGUUCAAGCUGCAGCAGCGGUGGAGUAGGCUGUCACAGGACGGGCCGAUCUCUGCCGUUCUGUUCGAGGCGGAGACCAACAAGAACAGCGGGGAGACCGACGACGUCAGGCCGUUGCAUUUCAUCUCUCGGCUGGUUCCAGACCUGGUCGCCAAGGCGUCCAAAGCCGUGGCCAUCACGGAGAAGUGGUACACUCUGUUUGUUGGAAUGUCCGACUGUGCGGCCCAAGGCGAGAAGGAGAAACAGAUCCAAGAACUUCGGGAGAAAAUAGAUAAGACGUCGCGAAACAUCCGGCAGCUUGAGUCGAACCUGGCGGCUUACCGGGAGGAGCUGGCGGGGCUGACAGACAAGGACGCCCGCUAUGCCGAGCUGACACAGGCGUUCCAGAGAGCGUCCGUGUCGUCAGAGGAACUCAGCACUGACCUCAGUGAUUUGGAGGAAACAGAGAAGAAGAUCACCAAACAGUUGGAAGAGUUCUCUCAGCGAAAGGACAUCAAAGAGUACGAGGAACUAAAACACGAGGCCGGGCAGAUCCAACAGAAAUUACAGUCGACAAGGUGAGUAGGCACGAUCUGAAGUUGGCAUGCUACAGAAGCGCCAUCCUGCGAGACGACAUGGAACUGCUGAUGAACGUCCUUCCCAGCUUCCACCGGUUCGGCAUCAGGGUGAAACAGAAGAUAGCCAGUAUAGAGGAAAGACUGAAAAACGAGAGAGCAAGACAACAGCAAUUGAAAAAAGAACUGGAAAAUCUGGACCUAAAUAGUAAAGCAAGCGAGACAGAGGAUACGUAUCUGAUAGGUACAAUUGUGGUGUCUUUUGACGUAAACGAUGUGUAGUUGAAUGGUUAUGAUAAACAUAUUGCUUGUUUUCUUGUGAAUUAAAUGUUGUUCUUUUGUAUAGAAAUGUAUAGUAUCGACCAUACGGUCUGGUAAGUUUGACAUCUGAAUUGACACAACGAACCUUCGCCAUACACCAGCGCCUUCU
Molecule: messenger RNA, 1632 nt
Organism: Branchiostoma belcheri (Belcher's lancelet)
Lineage: Eukaryota; Metazoa; Chordata; Leptocardii; Amphioxiformes; Branchiostomatidae
Exons: 5
Coding region: 67-1209 (380 amino acids)
Source: RefSeq, a predicted model, not a curated record